Messenger RNA from Oncorhynchus gorbuscha (pink salmon), 2764 nucleotides. Its product is annotated as calcium release-activated calcium channel protein 1-like. The coding region runs from base 1254 to 2054 and encodes 266 amino acids. The record is from RefSeq and is a predicted model, not a curated record. Gene Ontology annotation, cellular component: membrane. Gene Ontology annotation, biological process: store-operated calcium entry. The transcript is spliced from 3 exons. Lineage: Eukaryota; Metazoa; Chordata; Actinopteri; Salmoniformes; Salmonidae. Gene Ontology annotation, molecular function: store-operated calcium channel activity.
UACAUUAUCUUAUGUAGGCUCGAGAGAGAUCACAAUAAAACAGUGGUGCACGUGGCUAUGCUGUAUUUGUGGUUGUAGGUGGGCCUUUAGCUGCAAACACCUUUUACAGAUGAUUAAACAAUGCUAGUUAAUAAUCUCAAUCGUUAUGUCCAAGACAAACAUUAACAUAACGUGCUAAGAUGCACAAUAACAACGGUACGCAAAAGUCUGAGUGGGCUUGUGAAUGACGUCUAUCAUUUUCCAAAUAAAAUAUAGCCUAAGUAACUACAUAAAGCUGACGUUUGUCAAAUUUGAACAUAUGACAUCUUCUGUUCUGAGGGUCAAUGAAAUGAUGAUAAGCUAGGCUACCACUGAUAUCUCAGCUAACCUAGCUAGCUAGUCCAGUUAAAAGCGAGGCUAGCUAUGCUAGAAUAGGGUAAUAAUGCUACACACCAGCUUGCGUCCAGAAUCUGCACCAGCUUCCAUGAUCUGAGCCCUUGCCUAGUGUAUCUGUUCAGCCCUUCAUUUAAAAAAUUAUAAUAAUCACAUUUAAACUAAUUAUCACUGCGUUUCGACUCAACUAAGUGGUAACCAUAUUUGUUUUGUGCUGGAUAACGUCACCGACAGAAUCAAAACAUUGUUGGACAACGUCAUGCGUCACCUCCCACACUACUUAUUCUUCACGUCAACUAUGAAAAUAGUUCUGAAUGUAUAACAAACAAAUGCUAUUACAUUUAUUUAUCCGACUUUUUCGCGGUCUGUCAUAGACCUGCAAUUGCAUGCACAACAAAGGCUGCUUGGAGUCCGCAUGCAUGCUCGCUCGCUCUAGUUUAGAUCCCUCAAUAUGGAUAUAUUGCAUGCAUGUACGCUAUUGGGCACAAUGGUCAGUGGGAACAUUGUCUAAAAUUAUUAAAUUGAUUUUUGCAAAUUGUUAGUUAGUAGCUAGACAUUUGUAUCAACGUGUCAUGCGAAUAGCUCAAUUAUAAUCAUCCACUGUCGUUCAAAUUAUUAUAAAUAAUUUGCAAGUAUAACUGACACUUUGGUUCGCAUUCUUCACCGGCAUACGUUUCAGAUAGCCAGGUUCUAUUUUCCACGAAUGGCCCUGCAUGACUGACUAAUGACAGUAACCAAAUUAUUGUACGCACUAUAAAUAUCGUUUCAGAGUAACUAGUUACAAUGUGAAAGUUUAAAGUAUUUCUGUUUGUAUGAUCCAACUAACUUAUUAUGAAUAGGCAGAAUUGUGCGUAGUUUAUUUAGCUUCGCCGCAAUGGCUUAUGGGUGCAGCCAGCUCGAGCGAAACAGCAGGGUCUAGGUGUUCGGUUCAGAGGCGCUGCAGAAGAAGUAGACGCCACAUACGUAUCAAACCACGCCUGUUCAGUCUAUUCAAUUUCAUCGGCACAAUGAGUCUGAACGAGCAUUCAUUGCAAGCACUGUCUUGGAGGAAGCUUUACUUGAGUCGAGCAAAACUGAAGGCUUCCAGUCGAACGUCUGCUCUACUAUCUGGGUUCGCUAUGGUAGCAAUGGUGGAGGUUCAGUUGGACACAACCUAUCCUUACCCACCUGGUCUCCUCAUUGCAUUCAGUGCCUGCACCACUGUGUUGGUGGCCGUUCACCUUUUUGCCCUGAUGGUUAGUACCUGCAUCCUGCCUAACAUUGAGGCAGUCAGCAACGUUCACAACCUCAACUCAGUGAAGGAGUCUCCACAUGAGAGAAUGCACCACCACAUCGAGCUGGCCUGGGCCUUCUCUACAGUCAUUGGCACCCUGCUGUUCCUGGCUGAGGUUGUACUCCUCUGCUGGGUCAAAUUUCUACCCAUUAGGCCUAAGAACCACAACCCCAACAAUGGGACCAUAUCUGCAGGUGUGGCUGCUGCCAUCACCUCCACCUCUAUCAUGGUGCCUUUUGGCCUGAUAUUUAUAGUAUUUGCUGUACAUUUCUACCGUUCCCUUGUCAGCCACAAGACAGACAGGCAGUUCCAGGAGCUGGAGGAGCUAUCCAACCUGACCAGGCUGCAGAAUGAGCUGGACGGCAGAGGGGAGUCCCUCAUGCAAUCCCCCAGCUCUCAAUUCCCUUAAAGACUGACCACUCUGACAAGAUAGAUAUCUCUACCACGACAAUAGUUUUGCCAUUAGUUUGACAUUGCUAUUAAAAACACAACAUAAUUUAUAUGAAAGUGUUGUGCUACACACUGUUUGAAAUGUUCACAUUUCUAGAUUUUUUAACUUGCAUAUAACUGUAAAACUAUGCCACUUAACGCAUGUACGCAUUUUCAACAGAAAAAAACACCACUGUCUUAACUGGCACUUGGAGCAUUGUAUUGUGGACAGUUAAAAAAUAAAUAAUCCAUUUACCUUGCAGGUAAUAAUGCAUGGGGCUGAAGAGGGCUCUCAUUAACAAUCUAUUGUGACAAGGUAGCUUGCUUUAUUGUUAUGAGCACCACUGAAGGUCUUAUGGUGUUUUCAAGACAACUCUGAACCUCGUGCAAGUUAAAAUUUGCGUAGAGCUUCCUAUUGGACGAUUCUGAUAUUUUUGAAGUGGGAAACCCAUUCCUCAUCUUUCUACAAUGAGUUUCCAAGCAGGAAAUGUUAGUUCAGAGUUGUCUUGAAUGUGGCAUUACUUCUGUAAGAGGUGAAUAUGUUCUGAUUUUACUUUUUAGAGUUAACGUUUGAUAUUAAAUGUAAUCGGCCUCCUUAAGUUAUUUGUAGUCCAAAUGUUACUGCAUAAACUCACAACAGUUUACUACUAUGUAAACAAUUUGUUAUUGAAAUAAACAUUUUGUACCGUG